Molecule: messenger RNA, 1623 nt
Organism: Penicillium atrosanguineum
Lineage: Eukaryota; Fungi; Ascomycota; Eurotiomycetes; Eurotiales; Aspergillaceae
Product: sugar porter family MFS transporter
Exons: 2
Coding region: 1-1623 (540 amino acids)
Biological process (GO): carbohydrate transport; transmembrane transport
Cellular component (GO): membrane
Molecular function (GO): carbohydrate:proton symporter activity
Source: RefSeq, a predicted model, not a curated record
AUGGGCUACGUGAUUGGAAAUAUCUAUGUCAUCACCACGGUGGCCGUCACUGGCGGUGCACUUUUUGGUUUUGACAUCGCUUCAAUGUCUGCUAUUCUCGGUACCCAGCAGUAUAAGUGCUUUUUCAACCAGACCGGCACCACCGAUGGACUGUGCGGCGGUCCAACCUCCGCAAAUCAAGGUGGCAUCUCGGCAUCUAUGCCCGGUGGAUCCUUUGUCGGUGCUCUCAUAUCUGGUAUCCUGACCGAUUGGCUGGGCCGAAAGCGUUCCAUCCAGGUCGGCUCCCUCAUUUGGUGCAUCGGAAGUGCUAUCGUCUGCUCCUCCUUUGGCAUUCCUCAGCUUGUUGUAGGCCGCUUCAUUAACGGUAUCUCCGUCGGUAUCCUCAGCGCCCAGGUUCCCGUCUACGUCGCCGAACUGGCUCAGCCUAGUAAGCGUGGCACUGUCGUCGGUGCCCAGCAGUGGGCUAUCACCUGGGGUAUCCUCAUCAUGUUUUACGUCUCCUACGGGUGCAGCUUCAUGACUGGAAAUGCUGCCUGGCGUACCCCUUGGGGCUUGCAGAUGCUCCCUGCCAUUUUCCUCUUUGGUAUGGUCUUUCUGCUGCCCGAGUCGCCGCGUUGGUUGGCUAAGCACGACCGCUGGGAGGAAGCACACGAGGUUCUGGCGCUCGUUCACGCCAAGGGUGACCGUAAUGCGUCCUUUGUCCACACUGAGUUGCAGGAGAUCCGCGAAAUGGUUGAGUUUGAGCGUCAUAACGCGGAUGCCUCGUACUUCGAUCUUUUUAAGCCCAACAUGAUCUACCGGACCCACAUCGGUAUGUUUACACAGAUCUGGUCCCAGCUCACAGGUAUGAACGUCAUGAUGCUUUACAUUACAUACGUCUUCGGUAUGGCCGGCCUGUCGGGUAACGCCAAUCUCGUUGCCUCGUCUAUUCAAUAUGUCAUCAACGUCGUUAUGACUAUCUUCGCCCUCAUCUUUAUCGAUCGCUGGGGUCGUCGUACCCCCCUACUGGUCGGAUCCACUCUCAUGAUGAUCUUCAUGUUCGCUAACGGCGGCAUCAUGGCGUCUUACGGAAAGCCAGCCCCACCGGGCGGUCUGAAUCACACACCCGAGCAGUCCUGGGAUCUGACUGAGGCCCCCAUGGCUGCAAAGGGUGUCAUCGCCUGUACGUACCUGUUUGUGGCGAGCUAUGCACCCACAUGGGGCCCGGUCAGCUGGAUUUACCCACCCGAGCUGUACCCAUUGCGUUUGCGUGGCAAGGCCGUGGCACUCGCGACCUCUUCCAACUGGAUCUUCAAUUUUGCUCUUUCCUACUUCGUGCCUCCGGCUUUUGAAAACAUUCAGUGGAAAACAUAUUUGGUUUUUGGCGUCUUUUGCUUCUCCAUGACCGUGCACGUCUUCUUUUGUUUCCCAGAGACCGCCGGUAAGACCCUAGAGGACGUCGAGACCAUGUUCAAUACCCCUGGUCUCAAGCCCUGGCAAACCAAGGUUGAAUUUCAACAUGUGCGAAAGCUCGAAUUGGGCACUAUCCAAUCGGACAAGUUGGCCAAUUUGCACGCGGAGGAAGGGACCGCACCGGUGUCAAAAUCUGUUGAGAAGGAGACUACCGUUACCCAGGUCGAGUAG